Molecule: messenger RNA, 5524 nt
Organism: Nycticebus coucang (slow loris)
Lineage: Eukaryota; Metazoa; Chordata; Mammalia; Primates; Lorisidae
Gene: RXRA
Product: retinoid X receptor alpha
Exons: 10
Coding region: 274-1695 (473 amino acids)
Biological process (GO): negative regulation of transcription by RNA polymerase II; positive regulation of transcription by RNA polymerase II; response to retinoic acid
Cellular component (GO): nucleus; RNA polymerase II transcription regulator complex
Molecular function (GO): nuclear receptor activity; retinoic acid-responsive element binding; nuclear steroid receptor activity
Source: RefSeq, a predicted model, not a curated record
GCCCCUCUCCGCCCCCCCGCCGGCGCCGCAGAGCCGCGGUCGGAGCGGGACGCGGGCGCGCGGCGGCGGGGGCGCGGGGCGGGCGCGCGCGGCGGCGGCGCGCAGACACAAGUAGUUUACAUUGUUGGGCGACUUUUGCAACAACUCGCCGCGCCGCGGCCUCCGCGCGCCGCCGCCGCCGCCGCCGCCGCCGGCUCCCCGCCGCCCGGGCCCGGGCCGGCCGCGCCGGGGGCCGCCGCGCUCGCCGCCCGCUGCUCGCGCCGCCGGCCGGGCAUGAGUUCUUUGGCAGCCAUGGACACCAAACAUUUCCUGCCUCUCGACUUCUCCACCCAGGUGAACUCCUCGUCUCUCAACUCCCCGACGGGGCGAGGCUCCAUGGCUGCCCCCUCACUGCAUCCCUCCCUGGGACCUGGCAUCGGCUCCUCGCUGGGCUCCCCAGGGCAGCUACACUCGCCCAUCAGCACCCUGAGCUCGCCUAUCAACGGCAUGGGCCCGCCCUUCUCAGUCAUCAGUUCUCCCAUGGGCCCCCAUUCCAUGUCAGUGCCCACCACACCCACCCUGGGCUACGGCACGGGCAGCCCCCAGCUCAGCUCGCCCAUGAACCCUGCCAGCAGCAGUGAGGACGUCAAGCCCCCGGUGGGCCUCAAUGGCGUUCUCAAGGUCCCCGCCCACCCCUCAGGAAACAUGGCGUCCUUCACCAAGCACAUCUGUGCCAUCUGCGGGGACCGCUCCUCAGGCAAGCACUACGGGGUGUACAGCUGCGAAGGCUGCAAGGGCUUCUUCAAGAGGACGGUGCGCAAGGACCUCACGUACACCUGCCGUGACAAUAAGGACUGCCUCAUCGACAAGCGGCAGCGAAACCGCUGCCAGUACUGCCGCUACCAGAAGUGCCUGGCCAUGGGCAUGAAGCGGGAAGCCGUGCAGGAGGAGCGGCAGCGUGGCAAGGAGCGGAGUGAGAACGAGGUGGAGUCCACGAGCAGUGCCAGCGAGGACAUGCCAGUGGAGAAGAUCCUCGAGGCCGAGCUGGCCGUCGAGCCCAAGACCGGGGCCUGCGUGGAGGCAAGCCCGGGGCUGCACCCCAGCUCGCCCAACGACCCUGUCACCAACAUUUGCCAGGCAGCCGACAAGCAGCUCUUCACCCUUGUUGAGUGGGCCAAGCGCAUCCCGCACUUCUCUGAGCUGCCCUUGGACGACCAGGUCAUCCUUCUACGGGCAGGCUGGAACGAGCUGCUCAUUGCCUCCUUCUCCCACCGGUCCAUAGCCGUGAAGGAUGGGAUCCUGCUCGCCACCGGGCUGCACGUCCACAGGAACAGCGCCCACAGCGCGGGAGUGGGCGCCAUCUUCGACAGGGUGCUGACAGAGCUCGUGUCCAAGAUGCGGGACAUGCAGAUGGACAAGACGGAGCUGGGCUGUCUGCGUGCCAUCGUCCUCUUCAACCCUGACUCCAAGGGGCUCUCGAACCCUGCUGAGGUAGAGGCGCUGAGGGAGAAGGUGUAUGCGUCCUUGGAGGCCUACUGCAAACACAAGUACCCUGAACAGCCAGGCAGGUUUGCCAAGCUCCUGCUCCGUUUGCCUGCUCUGCGCUCCAUUGGGCUCAAGUGCCUGGAACAUCUCUUCUUCUUCAAGCUCAUCGGGGACACACCCAUUGACACCUUCCUCAUGGAGAUGCUGGAAGCCCCACACCAAAUGACUUAGGCCCGCUGGCCCCUCUCCCACCCACCUGGUCUGGCCACCCUGCCUGGACACCAGCUGCUCUUCUCAGCCUGAGCCCUGUCCCUACCCUUCUCUGCCUGGCCUGCGUGGACCUGUGGGUGCAGCCUGUCACUGCUCUGACUGAGAUAACGCUGUCACCCUCCUCAUUCUAUUACAACUUGUCUUUGGCUCAGUGCAGUGGCCUUCCUGGGGCAGCAGCCAAGAGUGUCAAGAACUGGUGUAAGGCCUGCCACUACCCUGGGGCUCCUCAGGCCUGGCCCGGGGCUGCAGGUGCUGGGCAGGGAGGCUUAGCUUCGGUCGCUGUUAUCGUUGCUGGUCUUCAAACUCCCCGUGCAGCCCUCCUGUUGGGAGUGACCCAUCUCUGUUCACUCUGAUACUGGUGCCUGCCAGCCCAGGACAGCCCCUAGGGUCAGGAGGUGGGGACAGGUGGGGGCAGGCUGCUGUUUCAUUGCAGAAGCACCCUCCACCCUGGGAAGAGGAGAGGGGACUCUUGGGGCCAAUAGGCCUCCCUUUGCUCAGAGUGAAGGGGAGGAGCCUCUUUUUCCAAAGAUGACUCUCGAUUUCGCCCUCGAGCCAAUGAGAACAUGAUCUGACCUCUGUGCUGAGCUUUGGGCCCACCUGACAGCUAUAGGGACCAGAUCACCCAUGCGCCCACCUUGGUCUUCUCUGCCUUGUUCUGGUUUCAGAUUCUCCCUCCAUGUUCAACCUGGGAUGAUCAGACCUGGGUGCCCGGUGUCUCCCCUGCCCCCAGUCUCCUCUCUUGGUCUGCGAGGUGGGCCAAGCCUAGUCCUUGGUUCCUGGAGAGCUGGCCCUGUCUUGGGCAGGGUCAGGUGUGAUGGCCUCAGUCACCUUGUUGGAAGCACAUGGGCUCUGUGACAUGCCAUCCGGAAGCCCUGCAGGGGUGGGAGGGUGGAGGCUGUGGGUUGGCUUCCCUCCGAGGAGGCAGCAGGAAUGGACUAGUGGACGUUUGAACCAUGCAGGUGGGGGAGAUGCCGUGUGGAUCCCUGCUCGGGCCCCCUCUCCAGCUGGCUGGUUAUGUCUAGAAGACUCUCGGAAUUUGAGAACCACUGGGUCCUGUGUCCUUGGGCCCGGGGCUACAGGCCCUUUCGGGACCCCCGGCCCAGUGUUCUCUGUGGACAGUGUUGUUCACCCAGAGCCUUAUUUGGGAAGCUCAUCUCAUGCUCUGGUUGAGGGUGGCGGGCUGGGGCCUCCCUGGUUGAGCCCCUUCCAGCCCAGCACCCGUGCUGCACGCUCUGCGUGGGGCUUUCAUGGUGCAGGGGCGCUCUCAGGUUGAACUAGCCUCUUUUGCACUGGAAGGCCUCCCUUUGGCUUGAGUACUUCUCAUGCUCACGUCUUAGGCCCAUGGACCUUUGCCAGUAGCAGGUGCCUGAAUGAGGGAGGGGCGGUGGGGUGGAGGGGCUUUGAGGUGGGGGGGGGUCUUGUCUUCCCAGCAGCAGUCCUGGAGCAGAGGGAGUGGGCUGUCUUUUUCUAAACUCUCUUGCCUCAUCUGGAGCAGAGAAGUGGGAGUGCCCUUGGCAGGGGUUUCCUCAGUGGAGAGAUGGCAGGUGGGAGAGGGAGGUUCCCAGGGGGAAACUCAGGGUGGGGGAAGGGGAAGGAAGUGUCCAUUCUUUGCUUCCUGUAUUACCCAGCCAGAGCUGAGCUGAGGCACCUGGGCAGAAGCUGUCAGAGAUUCUAGAAACAUCUUCUCUCCACCCCUGCCUUUCAACGUUGUGGCUUUCAGGAGCCAUCCUCUGUCUCAUCUGCCUGAGGCAGAGGUGAUGCGCAGGCAAGCCUCAUACCUGUGCCAGGGCUCUGGCCAGCUGGCCCUCCCCACAGACUCUACCAGAAAGUCUCAGCAGCCUUUGUGUGAUGGUGACAGGACACAGGCAGCCUGGAGUCCUCUGUGGGAAGGCCAGAGACGGUCCACACUCAACGCAUGGUGCCUUCUGCAGCCAACACACCUUCAUUCACCUAGGCCCCUGCCAGGGCCCUCACAGUCCAUGGGGCCCAAAAGGGAAUGUGGGUGGCUCCAGAGGAGAAAGUCCAGGAGGACAGAGCCCUCUGUUGCAAGGGUCAGAUCCUUUUGGGGGAACUUUGUCAUUCCCAGCCCUGGCUGUUUGUCUGUAAAGCACUGAGGCCCCCAGGCCACCACCCCUAAACCAGAGCCCCGGACCCUCUGGUGCACGCAGCCUUACCCACCACCCCACAGUCUGGUCAGCUGUCUGUGAGCUUCCCGCCCACUCAAGGGUCUUGUCAUCGUUAUAGCACAUACAGUGCUGUCCUUAGAGGUGACGUGGGGAAAUGGCACAUUACCAGUAGAGAGGUAGAGUUUUUAUUUAACCAGACCUUUAGUAGUAUUACCAAUCUGGUUCAAUUAAGGUGAUUUUUUUUUGGUAAUUAUUAUUAUUAUUAUUUUGGUGGGACAAUCUUUAAUUUUCUAAAGAUAGCACUAACAUCAGCUUAUUAGCCACCGUGCCCGUCCCCACCUCAGCCUGACCGGAUGAUGUGGCUGCCACUUCCUGGGCCCCUGGGGCACAUUCCUUGGCUGGUCACCUCCCUUCUUUGAGGUCCAGGUGGGGCUCCUGUGGCCAAGGAGUGAAGAUACUUCAAAGCCAGGCUCCUGCUUGACCCAGUCCGGCAUCUCUGGGAAGCUGGCCUGCUAGGGACGCUCCACCUGCAGAGGGCUUGUGUCAGCUACCACCCUCCUCACCCUGGAAGCAUGCGGUCUCCGGGGCAGCAUUGCCCCACAUCCCUGGUUUUCCAAGUCACAGCGUUCCCCAAGGAUUCCAGGUUGGUGGCUUGGUGGCAAAGUGGUAGAGGUGACCUCCGGGCUCCCUCCCUGCAGGGUGCCCUGUGGGGUCCUGCCGGAACAUGUGGCCAGUGGGUCAUCAGCUGAUGUUAUCCCCAUCAUGGAAUUGGGGCACGUGUGACCUAGUGCCCAUCCCACACAGGUGUGUCGUGUAAACGUGUAUGUGCUGUACAGAGCCGCGUGUGGAGAGAGCCGCACACUGUCGCACUCAGGAGGUGCGAAGUGGUUACCAAUGUUUUGUGUUUAUUUUUAAUCAAGACUUUUCCCUUGUUUUCCUAUAAAUUUGCUUCAUGUAAGCAAGUGCAUAAGGACCCCUCCUUUGGUGAAAUCAGGUUCAGAUGAAUAUCUCAAGGCAAGGAGGUGCAUCUAUUUUAAGAUGCUUUGGAGCAGACAGCUCCCACCGCUCCCACCUAGCAAAGGCCUUAGCGGGGACGCGUAGCUAAUACUUUAGAGAGGACGACAGAUCCACAAAGAGUAAAGAGAAGAGAAAAUGUCUAAAGCAUCGGGAAAGGUUAAAAAAAAUCUAUUUUUGUACAAAUGUAAUUUUAUCCUUCAUGUAUACUUGGGUAUGGUGGGGGGAGGGCUGGGGCGUGUUUGUUUCUGCUUCUAGAGAUGGAGGCGAAGCUUCCUCAGCGAGACGCAGGGACGUGGGGACUGUGAGGAGAGGUUCUCGCGGGGAGUCGAGGCUUUGUGUGAAAACGCUGCCCCCGUGGGUAGUUCUUCCUUUGGGGCAGGAGGGUGGGCCUGAGGCUAUCAAGGGUUUCCUUCCCCUUUCGAGUAAUGUUAAAACCUCGCUCUGUUCCGUCCCCAUUACCGGCCGGCCUUCCUGCGACUGUUUGUGAAAUUGCUUCCCUGCAUAAUUGUUCUCUGCAACAUCACGGCACAGAUGCCAGGGUUUGGCGAACAAUGGUGUUGGAAUUGUGGAAAAGAAACAGUGAGAAAAACGUGAGAGGAGAAACAAAAUACGAGCGUUUAAAAAUACAUCGCCAUUUAGUUCUCGUU